Messenger RNA from Toxotes jaculatrix (banded archerfish), 4112 nucleotides. RefSeq names its product coiled-coil domain containing 187 (gene ccdc187). Lineage: Eukaryota; Metazoa; Chordata; Actinopteri; Toxotidae. Bases 380 to 2908 code for a protein of 842 amino acids. The record is from RefSeq and is a predicted model, not a curated record. The transcript is spliced from 14 exons.
AGCAGCCGGAGCGACAGACUGCGGGGCUAAGUUUGUCCGCCCUGGCUUCCCAUCAGCAGUCAGUCGACGGGGGCUUUGUUUCAUUGAUGAGCCGCCGCCGUCGGUUUGGCUCAGAAUACACACUGAAAAGUACAGGCGUUAGAAACGGUCGUGACUUUUUAUUUUUUUUUGGAUAAAAAAUUUUUGAGCGAGAGAGAUAGAGGAAGGGAGGGAGAGGGAAAGUGCGGCGGACUCCAAAGUUGACAACUCGCUCUUAUGUCUGGUACUUGUUGAACAGGCUGCCGUGUGUACACAACACAACAGCGGAGCCUGUGUGGGCAGCGUGCUGGGAACAGGGUCUUCUGCAUCGCCAUGAGGCAGUGACAGCACAGGGACCGUGAUGGCAGAGCUGGAGAUUGACCAGUCCAACCUUCCACGUGUCCAAGAUGCAGGUGGCCAGACUAUGGGAUCAUGGGAUAAGGACGACAGAAUGACUCGAUGUGGGGAACCAAGCAGAGCUGUGUGCCAGUGUUUUGCUGUCCUGGAGGAUGGAGCGCUGGCACACAACCUGCAGGAGCAGGAGAUCGAGCAAUACUAUACCACCAACAUCCAGAAGAACCAGCUGGUGCAGAACGACAUCCGUGUAGCCAAGAGGCUGCAGGAUGAGGAGGAGGAGCAGCAGGCCCAGCAGAGUGCCAUCCUCAGACAGACGUCCAGACAACUGGAGGAGCAAGACUUUGAGUACGCCCGUAUCAUUCAGGAGGAGAUCCAGCGGUGUGCUGAGGAGGCCCAGAGGAGAGAACAGGAUGAUGAGGAAAUAGCCAAACGAAUGCAGGAAGAGGAGGAGCAGAGAGUCCGGAGGAGGAGGAGCAGAGGACAGGAGGGCCGCAGUGAAGGCAGCACCGGCGAUCCUGCACUGCUGUCCCCACACCAGCACACACUCAGCAGCCUUUACCAAGGAAGGGAUCAGUACUCACCCACCACCACCAGGUGGCAAUAUUCUACCUCUCACAACCGUGACUUAACUGGGCCUUGCGCUGUCUCCCCCAGGGGACGAGCAGCUCAGAAAAAUACAACUUCAUGGUCAAAUCAAGGACACAGAGAUUCCAUUAGGCAAAUCAGGAAUGAGUUGAGAGAGUCUUUGAGUGAGGAUUCAGAGGACUCGGACUCAUGUUUCUCUGAACAACUCUCUGUCUGGUCCCAGAGACUGAAUGAAAGACUCAACACAGCACCUCCUCAACGGCGGGCCUCUUUACAUCAUCCACAAGAGAGAAACUACACACGUCUUUGCUCUCGCAGCAGCUUCACAGAUGAGCUCAGAGGCUGGGAGGAGGAGAGAGGAGAGUGGGAUGAGGGCUAUUAUGACAAUGGUGACAGAGAGAGGACGAGGCCUAGGAAUCAGGAUCAGGAAAGGAACUACAGACAGGAGUAUGAGGGCUGGCACAGGAUCAGAGAUCAAGAUAGAGACUCUAGGUUUGAUGAGGUAAGACAGAGGCAAUGUAGUCGCAGUGAAUCUGUCAGGCUAAAUGACAGGAGUAGACACAGCAGCAGAGACUUAGCAAGGACCUGGAGCUAUAAGGACAACCCCGACAAACAUGUCCACUUUCGGGACGAUACCAGAAGAUCUAACAGGCACCAGGAUGAAGGCAGCCAAGUCUGGGAGAUGCUUGGCCAGGUCCUCAGAGAGAGGGGUGUGCCUGUGAGGUUUGGUGGCAGUGGGGCGCCACUGCAAAUAAGGCCUCAAAGCAGAGACAGCCAGGUGCUUCACGGGAGUGAAGUCUCAUGCUGCGACUCCCAACCACAUCAGAGAGUCUUCCAGAGAGCUGCCACCACCAGGCACAGUUUCCAUGGAGAUAUCAGGGAGAGGAGGAGAUCGUCAUACCAAGAGAACAGUGGGAGAGAUCACAGAGAAGACAGAGACAGGCACCGUGAUAAUGUGAAGCAUGCUGGAGAGGUUUAUGAGAUUAGUAAUAGAGAUACAUAUCUUGCUAACAGAGCACGGCAAGACAGUAGAAGGUGGAGAGGGUACAGAUACGCUAAUGAUGACGAAAGGGAGAGGAAUGCAAAUGAUAACAGGGUCAAGAGGACAGCAAGCGAACGCAGGCAUUGGCACACGACGGUAGAACAAAGGUUAAGCUCAGAGGAGGAGCAGGAGGUGGAGAGGAGAGAAAAGUGGCCACCUCGAAGAGCCCCACAGCGUAGCCAAAGCCUCAGCAGCAGCAGGGCCUCAACCAGGGAUAGGUCAAGGCACAUGGCAGCAGCAGUGUCACUGCAACCAGAGCUGGCUGAGACAAACCUGGACCUUGGGGAGUUGCAGCAGGUCCUACAAGAUGAAGAACUAGCCCGCAGGCUCCAGGACGAAGAGCAAAACCUGUUGAGGAGGAGCUCCCAACCCUCUACCUUUAGUUCUUACCCAGAGGGAGACUUCAGAGUGGCACAAGUGGCACAGGAUGAGGAAAUUGCACAUUUUAUGCAGAAGCAGGAAAUUAAGGUGAAGCGUAGAUCUCGUGAGCUCGAAGGGCCAGCGUCGUGGCGUGAGCACAGAGCAAUGAUCAGCCGCCAUGACAGGCGAGCUGCGAGAGAGAGACAGGUCCAACGAGAAAGACUUGACUCAGAGGGCCUUCCUUCCCCCACUGAGGACUGCUCCCCAGAGAACCUGCCACCUAGUCCCAUCUCCACUUUACCACAAGCCCACCAGAUUAGAAACAUUGCAGAGGAACUGGACCCGACAUUCCAGGCGCGGAGGCAAGACACAGGGAACUUCCGAGUGGGACAAACAGGUCCAGUCUGUCCGUCUCUUCCCAUGGCCCAUUCUGGCUCACAGGACUUUCUUGAGGAGCCUACUUUCAUCCCACCCACAAAGCGGCAAACAGAAAAAUCAGGACGUACUAAACCAAAAGAGAGAAAGGAAAACUGUAAGCAACAAUAAUGUUCAGCACAGUCUCCAGUUGGAGUUCAAAUAUAUUUUAUAACACUAAACAUCAUUUCAGCUACAGAGUUCUCAUUACUCAUUACUUUGAGGUUGAAAAUUACAAGAAUUAAGUUCUACCAGUUGCCCCAUUAGCACUUUAGACCAGUGGAACAAAGUGAACGAGUUGAGAGAAGUGAUAUUUUAGAAUAUUUCUCAAUUAAGUGAGAACACUUUGGACUCAGGCCUUUAUAAUUUUCAAAGGGAAAACUGAGGUUUAUUUGAAGUAUUGUUUGAAUUCUUCAGUGUUUAGUGUUUAAUUUAAACAGUAUACAUUUUUUUAUUAUAUUUUUAACUUUUAUUUGUCUUUAUUUAGCUACUCAGCAUGUUGUCAGUAUCCCAAAUGUCGUGCUUGUUUAGGCAUGUUUAAAGACCUGCAGGCAUUUCUGCAGUUUUUUUUCCUCUUCAAAUUGUACUUCAGAUUUACUUCGACAACAAAUAUACUUAAAGGAAAUAACUAAGGUCUAAUACUUCCUUAGCAUCAGUUUAUCAUUGUAUAAAUAUAGUGUAAUAUUUGGGGAUUUUCCUUUUUUUUAUUUGAUCGACGCCCUGAGCUAUAAACUGUCUAGGGUGUGCUCACAACUCACGCGCAGUUGUGCUAGAUUCAACACUUGACAUUUGAACCAAGAAUAGAAAACAAGAAGUUACUGUCAUAACCCUUGAACCUGUGACGUGGUUUUCGGCCAAGCUACUUUAAGACAUCCACAUUUGGAGUGUUUGCCAACUUUGUUUCACAGCAGUUUGGCAGGACUCCUGUUAUGUUUACAGCGGCGCAAUGACAAUCAAAUGGAUUUGUUUAGUCCUUAUUUAAAUUGAAAUCACAUUUGCUGAAAAUAUAUAUUGCAACUGUCAGCAAUCCUUUUUAUGUUAAAGUGCUUUCUGAGAUCCAAAUGUAAAUAUAAUCAAUUCGUUAGCUGAUGUGGAUGUUCAGUCUCUGGUUGAACACCUCACAGGAAACCAGCACUAACAGCAAGGGUAUGCUUUUACACACAUAUAACCAUUCUCUAGUCUCAGUGUUUUGUUUGUUUUCAAAAUUUCUUUUUGUUUGUUUGUUUGUUUUCUCUUCUUUUCUUCCCUUUUUUUUCCACAAAUGAAAUAUGUCACUGCUUUGGUGGACCACUAUGAAUGCGUCUCUUCUGUAAAAAGGUGCAACAAAUAAAAUAAA